This is a messenger RNA of Bufo bufo (common toad), 2310 nucleotides long. It is a transcript of the gene SYTL3, whose product is annotated as synaptotagmin like 3. The record is from RefSeq and is a predicted model, not a curated record. The coding region runs from base 225 to 2048 and encodes 607 amino acids. Gene Ontology annotation, cellular component: exocytic vesicle; plasma membrane. Gene Ontology annotation, biological process: intracellular protein transport; exocytosis. Gene Ontology annotation, molecular function: small GTPase binding; neurexin family protein binding. The transcript is spliced from 16 exons. NCBI's taxonomy places the organism in Eukaryota, Metazoa, Chordata, Amphibia, Anura, Bufonidae.
AGUUAAUGAGGGCUCCCGGGGUCGUACUGACUGAGCAGGAAGGAAAGGCCAUGACGUAUUUAUUUCCACAGUAAGAAAAGAAAAAAAAAAGUUCUCUAGGUCUGAGAAGAUUUGCUCCUCUGUCCCUACACAAUGGAACAUUAAGCGGGAAGUUAAUCUAAGCAAGAACUGCUACGAUACCUGUGGACGGUAGCAGGUGGAGAGAUCUUAAGAUUUUCAAGACUAUGGCCAAUGAUUUCAACCUGAGCUUUCUCAAGGAGCUUGAGAGGGAGAGGGUUCUGGAGGUCCUGUAUCGAGACCAGACUCUUCAGAAAGCAGAAGAAGAAAGAAUAAGAAAGCUGAAAGCGCAUUUACAACAACUUCGAUGGAAAGGGGCAAAAAGUGCAACUAGAGAAUAUGAAGAGCGAUCAUGUGCUCGAUGCCAGAAGGCUCUUGGAAGGUUGCUGAACAGAGGUGCUGUCUGCAAUGGCUGCAGUCACAGAGUGUGCCAGGAAUGCCAGGUUUACUGCUCCUGUAUUGUAUGGCGGUGCACUGUCUGCAAUGCUCAUGGGGAAGUUAAAAUAAAGACUGGCGAAUGGUUCUUUGAAGAAAGAGAAAAAAAAUUUCCAUCUGCAGGAAAACCUGAAACAGUGGGUUCAAAGCUCUUGAAAUCCUAUGAAAAGAUGAGUAAGAUCUCCAUUGUUCCGCCUACUCCACCUCCCUUCUCUGAAAUCACUCCUGUGUAUAACUCUGUGGAGCUCACCAAAUCGAAAGGUUUUCAUAAAUCUGUGGAAAAUAUAUUUCUUUCCCUCACAACCCAAGUAAAAAAAAUUUCCCGGUCACAGAAUGAUAUGACUGAUAAAUUCUAUCUAAGCACAGAUUAUGGGAAGAGUGCAGAUAGAAGAAAGGAAAGGAGAAGUCAUUCAGACACUGCCAUCAAUAUAGCUAGUGAGCUUGAGAAGUCCAGCAGUCUACACCAGCUUAUUCACAAAGCCAGAGAGGAAGUACAUGAAGUCAGAAAUUAUGCAAGUCAAGAGGCAAAGGAGGGUGAUGAUCCAAACAAGACGAUGUUCUUUGGUAGUUUGAAAAGGUCUAGCAUGACCAGCAUCAACAGUGUUGGCACUGAUGUAGGCAGUGUGACUGGGGAAAUUGAACUUGCAAUUUCAUACAACCUGAAGACCUGCACGCUGGAGAUCUUAAUCAAAGCAUGUAAAAACUUAGCUCAUGGGGAAGAGAAAAGAAAGAAAUGUAAUCCGUAUGUAAAGACCUAUUUACUUCCUGAUAAAUCUCCAAACAGUAAAAUGAAAACGAGUGUUAAGAAAAAUACAGUUGAUCCAUCAUUUAAUGAAAGUUUAAAGUAUACCAUGAAACGUUCCCAACUGGAGACACGAACUCUUCAGAUAUCAUUGUGGCAUGCAGGCAGACUGAAGAGAAAAGUCUUCCUAGGCGAAGUGCUUAUUCCACUAGAAUUCUGGGACUUUGAUGACAACUCAACUAAAUCAUUUACUUGGUACCAACUGAAAGCAAAGCCAAAAAAGACCGAAGAGUUAUCUUUGCAGUAUCAUGGAGAACUGUGUGUGAAAAUCAGACUUGAGAGACCUCCAGUUUCUAGAACAUUCCUGUAUGAGCAUAUGUCAGAUGAUGUAAGACAUACUGAAGUGGUCCAGCUCCAUCUUGUGAUAAAAAGAGCCUGCAAUUUAUCGUUGAGACCAGAUGGUUUUGUAAGCCCUUUUGUUAAGAGUUGUCUUAUUAUGCCAAACAAGCAAGAAAUAAAGCAAAGGACUCCAGUGCUGAGAAGACAGUCCUUUCCAGAAUGGAAUCACACAAUCAUUUACAAUAUUGCAAAUCCAGGUGAUCUCGGGAUGUCUCGACUGGAUCUAACUGUAUGGGAUCAAGGUUUGAAUGAGCGAUUUCUUGGUGGAACCAGUUUGAGCUCAGGUGAGGAGGAUGUCGCCAUUGAUUGUGACCAAUCGGGACACCUUUUAUGGGAGCAGCUGCUCAGUACACCCAAUGAAUGGAUGGAAGAGACUCUUCUCUUACAAGCCAACAAGGGGGCGUUUAAUUUUUGACUUUCAUAUCCAAAUAUCACAUGCUGACUUGUCAUAUUUGGACCUAUCUUAAUGAAUAAUGAUAUCAAAGUUUUCUAUAUUUUGUGGCUGUGAAAAUAUGUGAGCCUCUUCUAGGAAAACUAUCAGAGAACGUGAAAGUCACCCUGUGCCUCAUAGCAGCCAAUGAUAGCUCGUGUGCCAUUUGUCUAGAACAAGCAUGACAUUUAAACUGAUUGCAGUUUCUGUAGUGAUUUAAAUAUCUUGCACGACUAAAAUACUGAAA